Messenger RNA from Gadus morhua (Atlantic cod), 977 nucleotides. RefSeq names its product FKBP prolyl isomerase 3 (gene fkbp3). NCBI's taxonomy places the organism in Eukaryota, Metazoa, Chordata, Actinopteri, Gadiformes, Gadidae. Gene Ontology annotation, molecular function: peptidyl-prolyl cis-trans isomerase activity. The record is from RefSeq and is a predicted model, not a curated record. The transcript is spliced from 7 exons. Bases 24 to 692 code for a protein of 222 amino acids.
GGUUCAUUCGCUUCUCUUCCAAAAUGGCGGAAGAACCAGCACGAGAAUGGAGCGAUGAUCAGCUCAAAAGUGAUGAUCUCCCGAAAAAAGACCUUAUUAAGUUUAUCCAAGAUAAUGCGGCUAACUCGUUUCUUGCCGAGCACAAGCUUCAGGGAAACAUAAAGAGUGUUGCGAAAACGGCAAAGAAAGAGCAAUUGAUGAUUGCCUACAAUCAGCUGUUUGAGACCAAAAAAUUUAAAGGAACUGAACCCAUUGAAGAAGUCAUUGAGCAGGUUAAAACUGUAAAAAUUGAGGAUGACCCGAGUAAAGACGCAAAGACAGAACUUGUGGAUGAGGGUCCACCCAAGUACUUCAAGUCGGUGCUGAAGAAAGGCGACAAAACAAACUUCCCCAAGAAGGGUGAAAACGUGAGCUGCUGGUAUACGGGGUCCCUGGUGGACGGCACCGUCUUCGACACAAACAUCCCCACAACGGCCAGAAAGAAGAAGCAGUCCAAGCCUUUGAGCUUCAAAAUUGGCAUGGGCCGAGUCAUCCGAGGGUGGGAUGAGGCCAUCUUGACCAUGAGCAAAGGCGAGACCGCCAAGUUGGAAAUCGAGCCAGAGUGGGCCUAUGGGAGGAAAGGUCUUCCAGAGAACAAAAUCCCUCCCAAUGCCAAACUGAUCUUUGAAGUCGAACUGGUAGCUGUGGACUAGCGGACAAAGGCUCGCAUGCACAUCCCAAACUAAGAAAAGUGUCACAAGAUGACCAUGCUUGAAAGAUAACAUUUUAAUUCACAUAUUGAUUACGAUUGGCCUGGUUUUGUUUACACCCGUUAAUGGUUUGUUUGUCUUGUCAAAUUGUUCAUGUAUUAUUUACCUUUCCAGCAUGGCCAAACAAGUGAUGACUUGUCAAUACUGUACAUAACAGGAGUCCUGACGUUUUUCUGUAUUUGUUUUGCAUGUUCAACGUAAGGUAUGAUUAAAGAAUUUUGAAACCGA